CCGGAACAUUUCCUACUCCACUGUGAGAGCGCAGAGCUUGACAGCUAACAAAAACAAAUCCCCGUCAAAUACAUUUUAUGUUGGUUUUAACGCUCUGGUGUAAUCUGGAACUUUUAUAUUUGAUAUUGCAACAUGUUUAUCACAGAUAUUAAAAAGGAUUUUUAUGAAGUUGUUGCCAACCAAAGAGUUGCACUUCUGGUUGCUGGGGACAUCGACGCUCUUUGUGCCUGUAAAAUCCUGCAGGCGUUGUUUCACUGUGACCACAUCCAGUAUACACUUGUUCCAGUGACAGGCUGGCAGGAACUUGGCACAGCCUUCCUUGAACACAAAGAGCAGUUUCGUUAUUUUGUUCUCAUCAACUGUGGGGCAAAUGUUGACCUGCUGGAAAUGCUGCAGCCCGAUGAUGACUCCAUCUUCUUCAUCUGUGAUACUCAUCGGCCUGUUGAUGUUGUCAAUGUUUACAAUGACACCCAGAUCAAACUCCUGAUCAAACAGGACGAUGACCUGGCUGUGCCUUCUUACGAUGAAAUCUUCAGAGAUGAAGAUGAGGAGAAUGAAGAUGACUCUGGAAAUGAGAGCGAUGAAGGCUCCGAGCCAUCUGGGAAGCGAAGAAGAUUUGAUGAAGGGGCCGUGGAGAGGAGAAUAGAAAGACAGCGAGUGAGAAGAGAAUGGGAGGCUCGAAGAAAGGAAAUCUUGUUUGACUAUGAGCAGUAUGAAUACCACGGGACAUCUGCUGCUAUGAUGGUUUUUGAACUCGCCUGGGUUUUGACUAAAGACACCAAAGACAUGCUCUGGUGGGCCAUUGUCGGCCUGACAGAUCAGUGGGUUCAUGAUAAAAUUACACACAUGAAGUAUGUGACGGAUGUCGCUACAAUGCAGCGACAUGUUUCCCGGCACAGUCACCGUAACGAAGACGAGGAGAACUCACUGUCCAUCGACUGUAUGAGGAUCUCUUUUGAAUACGACUUGCGCCUGACGCUUUACCAGCACUGGUCUCUGUAUGAGAGCAUCUGUAACUCCUGCUACACCUGCUGCCACUUCAAGCUUUGGACCCUAAAUGGCCAAAAGAAACUCCAGGAGUAUUUGGCUGAUAUGGGGCUACCCUUGAAACAGGUGAAACAGAAAUUUAACUCCAUGGACAUGUCCAUUAAGGAAAACCUAAGAGAGGUUAUUGAGGAGUCCUCUAACAAAUACGGUAUCAAGGACAUCCGCAUCCAGACAUUUGGGGCUCAGUUUGGCUUCAAGAACCGUUUCCUGGCGAGUGACAUGGUGCACGCUGCUGCUGCCUUGCUAGAAAGCACUGAAAAAGAUGAAAGCGACACAGAUAACUUCAUUAAGGCCCUUGAUUCACUUUCAAGAAGUAACCUGAACCGCCUCCUGUCUGGCAUCGAUCUGGCCAAGAAGAAGCUCAUUGCCAUCCAGCAGACUGUAGCCAGCUGUAUUUGUACCAACCUCAUCCUGUCACAGGGACCUUUCCUGUACUGUUACCUCAUGGAGGGAACUCCUGACGUGAAGCUGUUUUCAAAGCCCAUGGCCUUGAGUCUGCUCUGCAAAUACCUGCUGAAGGCCUUUGUCCACUCGACGAGGAACAAACGCUGUAAGUUACUGCCUCUCGUCAUGGCUGCUCCCAAAGAUGUGGAGAAGGGAACCAUCAUUGUUGUGGGAAUCCCGCCUGAGUCGGAGACAUCUGACAAAAAGAAUUUCUUUGGUCGAGCGUUUGAAAAGGCUGCAGAGAGCACCGGCUCCCGGACUCUUCAUGACCACUUCGACACCUCAGUCAUCGAGCUGAAGACGGAGGACAGGAUAAAGUUUCUGGAUGCACUCAUCACACUGCUGUCAUGAACGAGUCGGCAGACGAAGGAAUCAGCCGUGUUCUUUGUUUUUAUUUUCUGAAGCUUUUCUUUAGUGUUUUGUGAGUAAAUUGUACAGUUUUUUUUCCUUAUAAAUGUUUGUCCAUGUUUUUGAAAUUCUCUCCCAUUUUAAAUAAAUCAAAUGAGAACUGUGGACUGCGUCAGAUGCUUUUUCAUCAAAUGUUCUGAAAUUAAAUCUGCGUGAGUCCAUUUAGGCCUUUGGGGAGCUGAUUUCCCUUUUAAUAUGUAGCCACACGAGGGCCCUAAUCUGGGUUCCCAUGUACCUGUCCCCAGCCCGGAAAAAACACAUGGUUGUGUCAGGAAGGGCAUCCGGCGUAAAAUCUCUGCCAAACCAGCUGUGCAACUCGGUGAAAGCUGAUUCACCUGAAGGAAUAUGCUGAAAGGUGAACAACAUUUCCCUUUUAAUAUCAUAUAUGGUUGAAU
Messenger RNA from Oryzias latipes (Japanese medaka), 2294 nucleotides. It is a transcript of the gene cdc45, whose product is annotated as CDC45 cell division cycle 45 homolog (S. cerevisiae). NCBI's taxonomy places the organism in Eukaryota, Metazoa, Chordata, Actinopteri, Beloniformes, Adrianichthyidae. Gene Ontology annotation, biological process: mitotic DNA replication preinitiation complex assembly; DNA replication initiation; double-strand break repair via break-induced replication. The record is from RefSeq and is a predicted model, not a curated record. Gene Ontology annotation, molecular function: single-stranded DNA binding; DNA replication origin binding; chromatin binding. Gene Ontology annotation, cellular component: DNA replication preinitiation complex.